Messenger RNA from Phycomyces blakesleeanus NRRL 1555(-), 369 nucleotides. RefSeq lists its product as hypothetical. Lineage: Eukaryota; Fungi; Mucoromycota; Mucoromycetes; Mucorales; Phycomycetaceae. Gene Ontology annotation, molecular function: transmembrane transporter activity. Gene Ontology annotation, biological process: transmembrane transport. Bases 1 to 369 code for a protein of 122 amino acids. The transcript has 4 exons. The record is from RefSeq and is a predicted model, not a curated record.
AUGUGUUUGACUUUUAAAGAAUAUAAAAUAAUCACAUCUUACAAAACACAAUUCCGAAUCAAGGAGAGCAAUAAAUUACUAAAAACACACAGGUACAGUAUUGGUUUUGGCUGGUUCUAUGAUCUCGUCUCUGUACUUUCUCCCAGCUUUGCCAGUGUCUACCAUUUUUCUUCUAGUAAAAUUGGUCUACGUUUCUUGGCUGGCGGUGUCGGUAGCAUUCUUUGUACUGCAUUCUACUGUGCACUUUCUGAUAGGGUCAGCAACCACCGCACAAAAAGGAACAACGGCGUUAGACUUCCUGAAUAUCGUUUAACUUCCAAUUACAUUGGUCUUCCUUUCCUUCAUUUAGGUCAGCUUCUUUAUGGCUGA